Molecule: messenger RNA, 675 nt
Organism: Prorocentrum cordatum
Lineage: Eukaryota; Dinophyceae; Prorocentrales; Prorocentraceae
Source: the annotation of a GenBank genome assembly
AUCUUGUGUUGCUCAAGCACUCCCUCGCGAGGCCGAGGCAUCCUCUACUCCUGGUGCAACGCGCGUCUGGGCCGCAGACCGCCUGCCAGCGCUCCGGGCGGCAUGUCCUGCUUCGAGGGCCUCAUGACGGGGGGGAAGAAGAAACAGUGCCUGAUCUACGACGACAUCGCCGAGGACCGUGGGUUGCACGCCGGUCGUGAAGAUCAACAAGCUGGCGCCCGAGGGCGUGGAGAGCUAUAUGCGAAGCUGGAGUACUUCAACCCGCUCAGCUCGGUGAAGGAUCGCCUAGCCAACGCCAUCAUCGAAGACGGCGAGGACAAGGGUCUGCUGAAGCCAGGCGAGUCGACCGUCAUUGAGGCGACCAGCGGCAACACUGGCAUCGCUCUCGCAAUGGUGUGUGCACAGCGCGGGUACAAGUUUGUGGCCGUCAUGGCCGCCUCUUUCUCCGUCGAGCGCCGCAAGGUCAUGCGCGCCCUCGGCGCGAAGGUGAUUGUCACGCCUGCGGCACUCGGAGGUACGGGCAUGGUGAAGAAAGCAGAGGAGAGUUGGCUGAGAAGCACGGCUGGUACCUCGCCAGGCAGUUCGAGACGGACGCGAACGCGGCCUACCACGAGAAGACGACGGGGCCCGAGAUCCUGGAAGCUUUCCAGGGCAAGAAGCUCGACUACUGGGUGA